AUGGGAUGUGAAAGAAAGAAGGGAAGGGAACAAAGAAAAGAGAAGGGGAUGAAAGAAAAGAGAAGAGAAUGGAAGGGAAAGGAAGGGAUGGAAAGGGCAGGGAAGGGAAGUAAAGAGAAGGGUAUCAUCGCCCUGAAGGACGUCUCAGUUGUGAUACCUCCCGCAGUGAGAAUUAUGGAUACAGUGACGCUCCAGUGCGACUACGACCUGGAAGGGGAGCCCCUCUACACCUUCAAGUGGUAUAAGGGCACGAAGGAGUUCUACAGAUUUAUUCCGAAGGAGCUUCCCAAUACGCAAGUGUUCCCCCUACCUGGGAUCAAUGUCGAUCUCACCAAGAGUACUCCCAAUAAGUUGGUUCUGAAAAACGUACAAGCUGAAGCAACAGGACGAUACAAAUGUGAAGUGUCUUCGGAUGCACCCAACUUUUAUACCUUUAUGCAGUCGGGGUACAUGUAUGUUAUCG
Messenger RNA from Leptinotarsa decemlineata (Colorado potato beetle), 463 nucleotides. RefSeq lists its product as uncharacterized. Lineage: Eukaryota; Metazoa; Arthropoda; Insecta; Coleoptera; Chrysomelidae. The record is from RefSeq and is a predicted model, not a curated record.